Carassius gibelio (silver crucian carp) is the source of this 1684-nucleotide messenger RNA. RefSeq names its product cerebellin-2-like. The coding region runs from base 107 to 712 and encodes 201 amino acids. Lineage: Eukaryota; Metazoa; Chordata; Actinopteri; Cypriniformes; Cyprinidae. Gene Ontology annotation, molecular function: protein binding. The transcript is spliced from 3 exons. The record is from RefSeq and is a predicted model, not a curated record.
AGAGAGAGAGAGAGAGAGAGAGAGAGAGAGAGAGAGCUGCUUUCCUCUUCACUGAUCUCCAAAGAUUGCUCGUUAGUAAUAUUUUGCUCAGAGGUCUUCCACAGUCAUGUUGAGAUCCAGGGAACCGGGAUCUUUGGCCGUACUGGCCUCCACCCUUCUUCUGAGUUUCAGCGUUGCGUUUUCCCUCGGACAGAAUGACACAGAGCCGGUAGUUUUGGAAGGAAAAUGUUUAGUUGUGUGUGACUCGAACCCGUCUGCCGAAGGAGGAGUGACCUCGUCGUUUGGGAUAUCUGUCCGAGCUGCUGGUGCUAAAGUGGCUUUCUCUGCGGUCAGAGGAACUAACCAUGAACCAUCAGAAAUGAGUAACAAGUCCAUGACAAUCUACUUUGAUCAGGUACUAGUGAACAUUGGAAAUCAUUUCGAUCUUAAGGCGAGUGUAUUUCAAGCUCCUCGGCGAGGCAUUUACAGCUUCAGCUUUCACGUUGUGAAGGUCUACAACCGACAGACAAUUCAGGUCAACCUGAUGCAUAAUGAAUACCCAAUCAUAUCUGCAUUUGCCGGUGAUCAAGAUGUGACCCGAGAGGCAGCAAGUAACGGCGUUCUGCUUCACCUGGAGCGUGAAGACAGACUCUAUCUCAAACUGGAGAGAGGGAACCUCAUGGGCGGGUGGAAGUACUCCACAUUCUCUGGCUUUCUUGUUUUCCCUCUCUAAUUGAAUAGAGCCCAUUUUAAAUGGUCCAGACUGAAGACCAAGGGACAUUUCCUUAUCUGCUUUUAAAAAUGAAGGUAGCAAAGAGAACAUGGAAUAUGUUAGUUUAUUUUAUUUAUUCUUAGGAUCUGAAGAAAUGUAUGUAUGUAUGUAUGUGCGUAUAUGUAUGUAUGCAUUUAAUUAUUUGUGAGAUUCAAAAGGAAGUAGGACAGUGACAAUAUUUGGACUAACUGAUGUCUGGAUAUUGCUUUAGGAAAGAGUGGUUUGUUAUUGUCAGUGAUAUUUUUGCAUUCAGAAGCAUAUUUUGCACGAAAUGUGUUUUGUUAUGUGCUUGUCUUUUUAUUGUUUUGUAUAGCCCUUUUAAAUCUGAUGUUCAGUAGUAGCGUAAUAAGUACAAAAACAGUAACUUCUGUUUGAUCGUUGAUUCUUUUGGCUUAAUGCAUAGGCAGGCAAUGAUAUCUUGCAUUUUUAUAUUACUUGAAUGUAAAUAUACUCAUGUCAUAAACACAAGGAAUGUAUUUAAAAACUCUUUUAGGGCUCAAAUGUUUUAUUUUGCAAGAAGGGUAUAUAAAGUCUUAAAGGCUUUCAUCAUUUACUCACCCUCAUGUUGUUCCAAACCUUUAUGAAUUUCUUUCUUCUGUUAAACACAAAAUAAGAUAUUUUGAAGAAUACUGAAGAAUCUUGGCAACCAAACAGUUGCUGGUAGCCACUGACAAAGUAUGAGAAAAAAAUACUAUGGAAGUCAAAGGCUACCAGCAAUCAUUUAAUUUUUGGGUGGGUCCCAAAAUAGAUUGAAAGAAGAGAAGAACUCAACGCUGUCCGUGGUGCUGAACAACAGCUGUCCAGUGGAAAUCUUGUCAAGCACACAUAUGAAUGAUUAUUAAAUGCUUACAUCAAAACAAGCAGUGCAACAGUUAUCAGUCACAUUUGUUUUGGAUAAAUGUCACCCACAGUUGAGUACAGCAUAGACCUUCA